GCUUGAAAAACUUUCCUCAUAAUGGGGACGAUUUCCGUCCAUCAAAUUGGUUAUUUCUUCAUCAUCCUCUUUACCUUUGUGCUUAUGGAUCUGUGCAAUUGUAGUGGAAGCAACAACAUGGGGGUUUGCAAGGAGAGGGAGAUGCAAGCACUAUUGUGCUUCAAGAAGGAGUUGGAAGAUCCAAUGAAUCGACUCUCCUCUUGGGUUGAUGGAGUUGAUUGUUGCACAAAAUGGGAGGGAGUUGUGUGCCACAAUGUAACCGGCCAUGUUGUUCAACUCCGGCUAACAAAUCCCAACUAUGGUUUUGAGUUUGAUCAUCUUCCAAAUGGUACACUCAGUCCUUGUUUACUAGAAUUGAAACAAUUAAGUCACCUUGAUUUUAGCGGUCUUAAUGGAUAUUUUAGUGGAUCUCGAAUCCCUAAUUUCAUAGGAUCUUUUGUAAACUUGCAAUAUCUUGAUUUAUCCAAUUUGGGAUUUCAAGGGAUCAUUCCCCAUCAACUUGGAAACCUUACAAGUUUGCACACCUUAAUUUUAAACUUUGAUGAUAUGAAGUCUGUCAUAAAAACUGAUAAUCUUGACUGGUUGUCCAAUCUUUCAAAUCUACGGUUAUUGGACCUGAGUUAUGUUAAUCUCAACAUGGCACAUAAUUGGCUAGAGGCCAUUAAUAUGCUUCCUUCCUUGCGUGAGCUUCAUUUAUCGGGUUGUGAUCUGCCCAAAUUACCCCAGUCACUUCGCCUUCUAAACAAUUCUUUACUUGAAGUCCUUGAUCUUUCCUUUAAUAUAUUCAACACUGUUGUUCCUAAAUGGAUGUUUAAUCUGAAUAACCUUGUUUCUCUUGAUCUAUCAUUUUCUAAUUUUCUAAGUCCCCUACCUGAUGGUCCUUGGAACUUGACAUCCAUUAUCACUCUUAGCAUCGGUGGUAAUGAAAUGAAUGGUUCAUUGCCUAGUCAAUUGUUUCAUCUUAGUGGUUUGGUAUCUCUUAGCCUAAGAGAUAAUCAAUUUCAAGGUCCCUUGCCCAAUGGUCCUUGGAACUUGACAUUUCUUAGUGUUCUUGACAUUUCCCAAAAUAAUUUGAAUGGCUCAUUACCCCAUCAAUUGUUUGGUCUUAGUCACUUGGUAUCUCUGGACAUAGGUUACAAUCAAUUGCAAGACCCUUUACCCAAUGGUUUUUCAAACUUGACUUUCCUUAAAAAUUUGGAUGCUUCUGGUAACCACAUGAAUUGCCGCAUACCAAAUUGGAUUUACGAUUUGACCAAUCUAGAGUCACUUGGUCUUGGUGACAACCAAUUGCAGGGAACCAUUUCAAAUUCUAUUUCUAAUUUGACGUCUUUGUGUGCCCUUUAUCUCGAUGGAAAUAUGAUUACUGGAGAGAUACCAAAGCAAAUUGGGAAUCUCAACAAGCUGCAAGUGCUUUCUCUCUCUCAAAAUAUGCUUACGGGAGAGAUACCAAAGCAAAUUGGGAAUCUCAACAAGCUACAAAGGCUUAAUCUCAAUGGAAAUAUGCUUACUGGAGAGAUACCAAAGCAAAUUGGGAAUCUCAGCAAGCUGCAAGUGCUUUCUCUCUAUGAAAAUAUGCUUACGGGAGAGAUACCAAAGCAAUUUGGGAUACUCAGCAAGUUACAAGAGCUUGAUCUUGCAAGAAACAGGUUAUGUGGACUUCUUCCUGAGAAUUUGGGGUAUUCAUUUCCAAUGAUUGAAAACUUGUACAUUUCAGAUAACAAGUUGGAAGGCAUAGUGACAGAAAAUCACUUUGUUAAUCUCACAAAGUUAAUCACUUUAAGUGCAUCUGGAAAUAGAUUAACCAUGCGUGUCAAUCCAAACUGGACACCUCCCUUCCAACUUGAGGAGCUUUAUCUAAGUGGCUGGAAUUUGGGUUCUCAAUUUCCUCUUUGGUUGCAAUCUCAACAUCAAAUUUCUGCGGUGGACAUUUCUAAUGCUGGAAUAGAGGGAGAUGUCUCCGACUUCUUAUGUCAUACACAAAAUAUGCCAAAUAACCUUCGAAUACUUCAUUUGGGAGGAAACGAUUUAUCUGGAGAAAUUCCGGACUGUUGGAUGCAUUGGCCAAACUUGAAAGUAUUAUAUAUGAAGGAAAACAAAUUGGUUGGAAGCAUACCAGAUUCCAUUGGGCUUUUGAAUAUGUUGGAGUCUUUAGAUGUGCACAAGAACAUGCUUUCAGGUCAUAUACCUCCAUUGUUGCAAAAUUGCACCUCUCUAUUUAAAAUUGAUAUGGGUGACAAUGGAUUCACAGGGAAAAUCCCAAGAUGGUUGGGGACUAGUCUUCCAUAUUUAACAAUCUUAAGUCUUCGAUCAAAUAAGUUUUAUGGUGAAUUGCCUCUAGAGUUUUGUCAUCUCACAUCCCUUCGCAUUUUAGACCUUUCCAAUAAUCACUUCUCUGGUUUAAUACCCAGGUGUUUUAAAAAUUUCACUGCAAUGAUCAAUGAAGAGGAUUUUUCCAAUGCAAAAUUUGAAAUGAGUUAUUCAACUUUUGCAAAUUACUUCGGUGAAAGUGCUCUAGUUACAACAAAAGGACUUGAGUAUGAGUAUGCUUCUAUCCCUUUAUCAUUGUUUGUUGAGAUGGAUCUUUCAAGUAACAAUUUCAUUGGGGACAUUCCAAUUGAAUUGACCAAUCUUUUGAGAUUGAGAUCCUUGAACUUAUCAAGAAACAAUUUGACUGAAAAUAUCCCUACGGAAAUGGGGAACAUGAAGUUAUUAGAAUCACUUGAUCUUUCAAGAAAUCAACUUUUUGGAAAAAUUCCAUCAAGUUUCUCAAGUUUGUACAGUCUAGGUGUUUUAGACUUGUCUUAUAACAACCUCUUCGGGAAGAUACCUCCAGGUACUCAGUUGCAAGGCUUUAAUGCUUCGUGUUAUGGUGGCAACAACCUUUGUGGCCCUCCGGUCUCACAAAAUUGUAGUGUUGGUGAUGGCGAAAUUCCCAAAAACAAAACUAAAGGAGAUGGUUGUUGUGGAGUGGAUUGGUUCUAUGUUAGCAUGGCUAUAGGAUUUGCUGUGGGCUUUUGGGGGAUCUGUGGUUCUUUGUUUUUUGUGGAACCUUGGAGGAUUGCCUAUUUUAAGUUUUUAGAUAACAAGUUGAAAUCCUUUUUAGCAUGGGCACAUGCUCUAAGGAUUAAGUUUACCUAGUAAUAAUUUAUCAUGUAAGACUCUUUGUAAUUUUAUUCUGAUGUAAUAAAUCUCUCUAUUACAUUGUA
Messenger RNA from Ipomoea triloba (trilobed morning glory), 3206 nucleotides. Its product is annotated as receptor-like protein EIX2. Gene Ontology annotation, molecular function: protein binding. The transcript has 2 exons. The record is from RefSeq and is a predicted model, not a curated record. NCBI's taxonomy places the organism in Eukaryota, Viridiplantae, Streptophyta, Magnoliopsida, Solanales, Convolvulaceae. The coding region runs from base 22 to 3138 and encodes 1038 amino acids.